CAAGAGCACAGGCGCUGCGGGAAAUAAUCUCAAUAAGUUCCGUUAACUAACUUCAAAGUUCUUUUGCGCUUUCUCUACAAGUGAACAGAACGAAAGUUUUCCUUUACGAAUUACUACAAAUGAAGGCGAGAUCGUUAUACGUUCAUUUUCUAUUUCAUGAUUUGUGAUCAAAGAAAUUUAUCUGAGAGGAGUCCAAAAAGGUGUUGCAUUUUUGUCAGUGGAAGUGACGUCAUCGUUCAUGUGUGACCAGUGACCACCCACCACCAGGUGUAGGAUAAUUGACUGGUUGCUAUCUAUAUCUUCAUGCUGGCGUUGCAGUAACACGAAGGCUUUUACGAUGAAGACGUCGAUACCUGUCAUCCUGGUGUGCCUUCUUCUGUCGAUUGGGGAAACUUCCUCCAGAUCUACAUCUCGAGAUGGGGGAGGAGGACCUUAUAGAGUGCUUGUCCUGGGGCCCAUAGGGAGUCGAAGCCUCUACCACCUGACGAAGUCCCUCUCAGAAGCCCUCGGAGAUGCCGGGCAUUCAGUGACGCUCGUGUCAACUUUCGGUCCUUCUUCUACACAUCCCAACGUCACAGAAACGCCCACAGGGGCUUCCACAGAAGAUCUGGAAGGCUUUAACGCCUUCAAAAGCCGAGACACUUUUAGCAUCUUCACCUGGCACACAGACGUCACCAGGAGGAUUGGGCAGGCGAUGUGGCAGAACAAAGACGUCCUGAACCUUUGGGAACGCCGGAGGGACUUCGACUCCAUCGUCAUCAUCAGCUACGGGAACGAGAUAGCGGUGCCGUUCCUUCUCAACUUCGAGGGAGCUUACGUCAACCUUUGUACUCCCGGCGUGGAGCUCUUCACGAUCUCGCAGCACGGGAACUGGCUUCCUUUGUCCACGACGCCGUCGAUCCUGCUGCCCCUGGACGAGAACAUGAGUUUCUACGAGAGACUGGUGAACCCCUGGGUGACGUGGGUCUCCUACUUGUUCUACGUUUACAAAUCGCUCCCUAUCGCGGGGGAAGUCCUAGAGGAGUUCUUCCCUCAGAUGCCGUCCAUACCCCAACUCUACGAAAGCAGCCGUUUGACCCUCGUCAACGGGCACUUCGCACUGGAUGGGCCCAUGCCCUUACUGCCAACUCAGGUGGAAAUUGGAACCAUCAAUGCUAUGCCUCCGAAGCCAUUGCCAAAGGACCUCGAGGAAUUUGUAGAAUCCUCUGGUGAUGCAGGCGUUGUAUACUUCAGCCUCGGCAGCAUCGUUAAAGCCACGGACAUACCUGCUAAGUAUAAGGUAAUGUUCUUGGAGGCGUUCAGUCGCAUCCCCCAAAAGGUCAUCUGGAAAUACGAAGGGGACGAUUUGGACCUCCCUCCCAACAUCAUCACCAGGAGCUGGUUGCCUCAGCAGGACAUUCUUGGACACCCAAAAACCAGACUCUUCAUAUCCCACUGUGGGAACCUCGGGACACAGGAGGCCAAGUACCACGGGGUCCCAGUCCUGGCCGUUCCCGUGGGAUUCGACCAGCCCAGAAACGCAGCCCGCCUGGCUAGGAAAGGGUUUGGGCUAGUGUUGAACUGGGAGGAAAUGACCACUGGGACGAUAGUGGAGGCCAUCCAAACUAUUUUACAGGAUCCAACAUAUGCGUCUAGGCUGAAGCAGGUGUCAGAGGCUCUCAAGGACCAGAAAGAGAGCCCGAGAGAAAGAGCCGUCUGGUGGGUGGAGUACGCAAUUCGCCACAAUGGCCGAAACGCUUCCCACUUGAACUACGCUGGUAGAAAGCUGCACUUCCUCCAGUACACGGGAGCAGACGUGGUGGCCUUUUGGAUAACGUUUCUCUUGCUCUGGGCUGUGCUCUGUUACAGAGCCUGUCUGCGACUGCUGUGUGGUUGUUGUCGUCGUGUCGGUCGUGACAAGAGAAGCAAGAAGAAGAAACUGAAUUGAAGAAUGUGGCUGUUUUGCUUCUAAGCUCAAGAGGUGCCGUUCCACAGACGAGUAUAACACCUCCACUGAGCGAAUGAAUCACUACUACUACUAUUGCAACACUGCGUCUUCCCCAGUAGUGGGAUUUUCAGAAGUCUGAUAUAAUAUUAUAUCAAAUCAUAUAUUAUAUUACAUUAUACUUUAUGUAUCCUAUUAUAUUAUAUGUAGGUCCAUGGCAACCGUUUUGACAUGUGUGAAAUACUUAGGGACAUUCCAUUUAGUAAUAUAAAAAUCCAUUUUUAACAUAAGUAGCAAUUAGUCGACA
Molecule: messenger RNA, 2231 nt
Organism: Macrobrachium nipponense
Lineage: Eukaryota; Metazoa; Arthropoda; Malacostraca; Decapoda; Palaemonidae
Product: UDP-glucosyltransferase 2-like
Exons: 7
Coding region: 338-1927 (529 amino acids)
Molecular function (GO): UDP-glycosyltransferase activity
Source: RefSeq, a predicted model, not a curated record